AUGUGGACGGCAUGGUGUGUGGCUGCUCUGUCCGUGGCAGCGGUGUGUGGCAUCCGCCAAGAGACAAACACUGUCCUCAGGGUUACCAAGGAUGUGCUGAGCAAUGCCAUCUCGGGCACCCUGCAGCAAAGUGAUGCUCUCCGCUCGGCCAUGAGAGAGGUGCCCUUGGGUGUCGGUGGCGUUCCCUACAAUGACUUCCAUGUCCGAGAACCACCCCCAAAGUAUACCAAUGGCAAGCAGCUUGGUGGUAAUUACAAGUAUGGUCGCAUUGAGGCUAACGACAACACCGCUCAGCUGGGGGGCAAAUACCGAUACGGGGAGAUCCUUGAGUCUGAUGGAAGCACCAGGGACCUCCGAAACAGCAACUACCGCCAUGCUGAGAAUGCAUAUGGCAGCCACAGGGACCACAGGCGGUACAGGUCAGCUGAAGGUGUGGCAACCGUGGGCAGACUUCACCGAGGGGAGCUGCAGCCAGGAGAGAUCCCACCCGGUGUAGCCACUGGGGCACUGGGCCCAGGUGGUUUGCUGGGCACUGGGGGCAUGCUGGCAGCUGAUGGCAUCCUAGCGGGCCAAGGUGGUCUGCUCGGCGGAGGUGGUCUCCUUGGUGACGGAGGACUUCUCGGAGGAGGAGGUGUCCUGGGCGUGCUCGGCGAGGGCGGCAUCCUCAGCACCGUGCAGGGCAUCACGGGGCUGCGCAUCGUGGAGCUGACCCUCCCUCGGGUGUCCGUGCGCCUCCUGCCUGGUGUGGGCGUCUACGUGAGCUUGUACACCCGCGUGGCCAUCAACGGGAAGAGUCUUAUCGGCUUCCUGGACAUCGCAGUGGAGGUGAACAUCACAGCGAAGGUCCGGCUGACCAUGGACCGCACGGGUUACCCACGGCUGGUCAUCGAGCGAUGUGACACGCUCCUCGGGGGCAUCAAAGUCAAGCUGCUGCGAGGGCUCCUCCCCAACCUCGUGGACAACUUAGUGAACCGAGUCCUGGCCAAUGUCCUCCCGGACUUGCUCUGCCCCAUUGUGGACGUGGUGCUGGGUCUUGUCAACGACCAGCUGGGUCUCGUGGACUCUCUGAUUCCUCUGGGGAUAUUAGGAAGCGUCCAGUAUACCUUCUCCAGCCUCCCGCUUGUGACUGGGGAAUUCCUGGAGCUGGACCUCAAUACCCUGGUUGGGGAGGCCGGAGGAGAUCUCAUUGACUAUCCCCUGGGGCGGCCAGCCGUGGCCCCCAGGCAAAUGCCAGAAUUGCCCCCCAUGGGUGACAACACCAACUCCCAACUGGCCAUUUCUGCCAACUUUCUGGGCUCAGUGCUGACUCUCCUGCAGAAGCAAAGGGCACUGGAUAUUGACAUCACCGACGGCAUGUUUGAAGAGCUUCCUCCACUCACCACGUCCACACUGGGAGCCCUGAUUCCCAAGGUGUUCCAGCAGUAUCCCGAGUCCCGCCCCCUCACUAUCAGGAUCCAGGUGCCCAACCCACCUUCAGUGACGCUGCAGAAGGACAAGGCGCUGGUGAAGGUGUUUGCCACUGCCGAGAUCAUGGUCUCCCAGCCCAAUGACGUCGAGACCACCAUCUGCCUCCUCGAUGUGGACACAGACCUCUUGGCCAUGUUUUCCGUGGAGAACGAUAAGCUCAUGAUCGACGCCAAGCUGGACAAGACCAGCCUUAACCUCAGAACCUCAAACGUGGGCAAUUUUGAUGUUGGCCUCAUGGAGGUGCUGGUUGGGAAGAUUUUCGAUCUGGCAUUCAUGCCCGCGAUGAACGCCGUGCUGGGCUCUGGCGUCCCUCUCCCCAAAAUCCUCAACAUCGACUUCAGCAAUGCAGACAUCGACGUCUUAGAGGACCUUCUGGUGCUGAGCGCCUGA
Messenger RNA from Camelus dromedarius (Arabian camel), 1857 nucleotides. It is a transcript of the gene BPIFB4, whose product is annotated as BPI fold containing family B member 4. Gene Ontology annotation, molecular function: lipid binding. The record is from RefSeq and is a predicted model, not a curated record. NCBI's taxonomy places the organism in Eukaryota, Metazoa, Chordata, Mammalia, Artiodactyla, Camelidae. The transcript has 16 exons. The coding region runs from base 1 to 1857 and encodes 618 amino acids.